Molecule: messenger RNA, 1291 nt
Organism: Daldinia decipiens
Lineage: Eukaryota; Fungi; Ascomycota; Sordariomycetes; Xylariales; Hypoxylaceae
Product: alpha/beta-hydrolase
Exons: 4
Coding region: 159-1145 (328 amino acids)
Molecular function (GO): hydrolase activity
Source: RefSeq, a predicted model, not a curated record
AGCAUAUCUACAUCUACCUACAUGAAUGCCUCAUAGGUUAGGUACAUUUUGUACCUAGGCUAGUAACUUCCGUCAUUCGAUCUUCCUACGUAUUCCCCAAAUCUCUUCACACUUUUAUUCUACCUAAAGCACCGUGACGAUUAAUUACUUUCAUCGCCAUGGCGGAUGCCGAUGUUGCAACUAGAUCUCCCGAGAGCGAUGCUCAGGAAACUAUGAUUCCGGGCGACACUCCUGCACAGACAGGUCCUACGAUGGGCGAGCAUUGCACUUCCGACAGACCUACCCCUGCCGGUCUAGCUCCAAAGGGAGAAUUGAGGAAACUUGGUGGAGUGGAUAUCUACCUUGCAAAGCCGGAAGCAUACCCGACGAAUCCAUCGAAGCUUCUUCUCCUUCUUUCGAGCGGCACAGGGCUAAAGUCGACGAACAAUCAGAUUCAAGCGGACAAGUUUGCCGAUGAAGGUUUUGUCGUCGUGAUGCCUGAUCUUUUUGAAGGCAACCCUGCGCCAAACUCUUCUAUUUCCGAAGCGGAAGCGCAAGAGACCUCAUUCCUUGACCGGCUCAAACUCAAAGCCGUCGAGAUCGCAAAGUCGUUCGUAAUCGACGAGUGGUUAGCACGCCAUACCGAAGAAAAGGUCAUGCCUAUACUCGAGAAAGUUAUCGACGCAUGUAAAGGCGAGUUUGCGGAUGCGAUCGGUAAUGGAGGCGGAAUAUACGCUGUAGGUUAUUGUUUCGGUGGGCGAUAUGUGCUCUUACUAGCUAGCGAGCGUGGCCACGCGCAGACUGGUUGGACUGGUGCACAGAAACCUGCCGACGAGGAAGCGGGUGAAGGGACAAGCCCACCAAAGAAGGGCCCGUAUAUCAAAGCAGGUGCGCUAGCGCAUGCAACUCUAGUAUCAUCAGAAGAUUUUCAGGGAUUGAAGGUCCCUGUGAGCUUGGCCUGUGUGGAAAGCGAUCCUCUAUUUCCCGACGAAGUCCGUGAAACCGGGGAAAACAUAAUGUCCACGGAGAAUGUGGAGCAUGAAGUCCAGGUCUAUCCCGGUGUUCCUCAUGGCUUCGCCGUCAUUGGAGACUACGAUGACGCUCACAUCAAGGAUGCACAAAUAACGGCUUUCGAGCAGAUAUUAAGAUGGCUUAAGGAACACUAGAAAGAAAGUAACUAAGGGCAAUUAACUUUGUGGCGUUCUUCGGUUAUCUUCUAGUUAGGAGGGCACAGCACCAGGAGAGCAUUGCGAUUAGGUUUUCAAGUCCAGUAGUUACGCAGAUUCCAGUCAUAAAUAAAUCUUUCAGAUCU